Angiostrongylus costaricensis is the source of this 570-nucleotide messenger RNA. The record is from the annotation of a GenBank genome assembly. NCBI's taxonomy places the organism in Eukaryota, Metazoa, Nematoda, Chromadorea, Rhabditida, Metastrongylidae.
AUGGAGAGUCAAAAAUCGAGCCAGCCAACCAAUGCUUUCAACAUCACUGGAGUUGUGAUAGCGGCACAAGAAGAAGCUCACACACAGAAGGAAACGAAAACUGGUGACAAGGUGAACCUGCCGACGAAUGACAUCACGAUGAUGCACGAGGCGAUACCAUUUCUUCCUGUCCCGGUCGCUUUGCUAUGUUUGUUCCUCAACGUGGUCAUUCCUGGCACAGGAACGAUUCUCGCUGGGAUAUCGGCUCUCUGUAUGGGCCAACCACGAGUCAACCUUAAGGAGGGACGAAAAUUGGUCACUUUGGUGGUUAACCUACUUGUUGGAGUAAGCCAGUUCUUCACAAUAACUUUUCUCUUCGUUGGUUGGUUCUGGUCGAUCGCUUGGGGAGGAUUGAUCAUUAUUCACUCAAUGCAGUAUCGCGACGCGCUGCAACAACGACGGCAGGAAGCCGUAGCUACUGCAGCGAUCGAAGCGCUUACCAAGGAUUCAAUCCUUCACCGCCGGGAUGUGAAAACACUCGUCAAAACACACAAACAGCAAGCUAAAGACAAAAAAGCAGCUGGUAAUUGA